Molecule: messenger RNA, 735 nt
Organism: Baudoinia panamericana UAMH 10762
Lineage: Eukaryota; Fungi; Ascomycota; Dothideomycetes; Mycosphaerellales; Teratosphaeriaceae
Exons: 4
Coding region: 90-599 (169 amino acids)
Cellular component (GO): endoplasmic reticulum
Source: RefSeq, a predicted model, not a curated record
AUGUUACGAGCCACCGUUCAGAACAUCUCCUCGUGACUGAACAUCUCCUCACGACAGUUAUCUAGCAAGCACCAGAACUCCUACCGGCUAUGGCGCCCAUAACCUCCCGCUGGCGCGACAUAAUCUACCUCAUCUUCUUCACCAUCCAUAUCCCCGUCAUGUUUUGCGUGGACCUCUACCCUCUCUACCCAACCAGCCUACGCCCGGCGUUCUUAGACAAUAUCCGCCGCUUCUACAUCGAAACGUACUACGACCAGAAUUUCGUCACGCCCGCGGCGUGGUUCACGUUGUACAUGUGGAUGGAGUUUCUGUAUCAUGUUCCGCUGAGCGUGUGGGCGAUUGGGGCUUUGUUGCGCGAUGACUCAAAGCUGCCGAUACACCUCCUCAUCUUUGCGGUGCAGACGGCCAUCACGACGAGUACCUGUAUUGCGGACUAUCUCAGUUGGAGUACUAUUAGUAGUGCUCAGAAGGUUGAGUUGGGAAAGCUUUAUGUGCCGUAUCUGGCCCUAUCCGUCUUCAUGGGCGUCGACAUGUAUGCGAGGCUCAAUGCAGCACUAGGUCCCAGGAUUACGAGCAAUGCUGGUAAGAAGGCAGCGUGAUACCAUAUCUCGUUCGCAGUCAUGCUCUGUUAACAACACCGAGAGUACAAUACGUUCUGUCAUACAUUGGGUAUCAUAUAUCAUGUUCGUAUCCCAAGGACUCCCUACCUAGCUCCAGCAUCCGACCAUGGACCAG